Anas platyrhynchos (mallard) is the source of this 7256-nucleotide messenger RNA. NCBI's taxonomy places the organism in Eukaryota, Metazoa, Chordata, Aves, Anseriformes, Anatidae. The record is from RefSeq and is a predicted model, not a curated record.
GAGCGGGGGCUGCGCUGCGCCCCCCUUAAAGCCCCCUUUUGGGGCUCUCCUCCAGCAGCCGGCUCCAGCCCGGGGCCGGGGCCGCGCCCGCCCGCCCCGGAGGCGGCUUUAAGAGCGGGGGCGGCGGCGGGGGGGGGGGUUCUCGGGGCCUCCUGCGGAGCCUCCGAGCGGCCGCGGGGGCUCUGCGCGGCUUUUGCGCGGGGCGCGCACGGGCGGCGGAGGCGGCGGCGGGGCUCGGGGGCGCGGAGAGGAGCGGAGGGGAGCGGAAAAGAGCGGAGGGGAAGGGAGAGGAGCGGAGGGGAAGGGAGAGGAGCGGAGGGGAAGGGAGAAAAGAGCGGAGGAGGGCUCAGCCCCUCGGCCCUGCCCCGGCCGCGGCCCCCGGCGGGGCGCUGCGGGUGUGCAUGGCCCUGCGCGGGUGGCGAUGGCUGCGUGAUGGCCCAGCGCGGGCAGCCCGCCCCGCACGCCAUGGCUGCCAAAGAGGAGCUGUACAGCAAAGUCAUCCCCCGGCGGAACCGGCAGCACCGCGCGGGGACCAUCAAACAUGGCUCGUCGCUGGAGAUCCUGCUCUCCAUGGGCUUCCCCAAAGCCCGGGCACAAAAAGCACUGGCAUCAACAGGUGGACGAAGCGUUCAAGCAGCAUGCGACUGGUUGGCUGUUCUCCCAUGUGGGUGACCCAUUCCUCGAUGACACCCUGCCCCGGGAGUACGUCCUCUACCUGCGCCCCACCGGCCCCCUGGCUCAGAAGCUCUCCGAGUUCUGGCAGCAGUCAAAGCAGAUCUGUGGGAAGAACAAAGCUCACAACAUUUUCCCACAUAUCACCCUCUGCCAGUUCUUUAUGUGCGAGGACAGCAAGGUCGAUGCUCUCACUGAAGCUCUGCAGGCCACCGUGAUGCGGUGGAAGUGCAAAUUCCCUGCCCCUCUGCCUCUGGAGCUCUACACGUCCUCGAACUUCAUCGGGCUUUUCGUCAAGGAAGAAAGUGCUGAGGUGCUCAAGAAGUUUGCUGCAGACUUCGCUGCAGAGGCAGCCUCCAAAGCAGAUGUUCACGUGGAGCCCCACAAGAAGCAGCUCCACGUGACGCUGGCCUACCACUUCCAAACCAGCCACCUGCCCACGCUGGAGAAGCUGGCACAGAACAUCGACGUCAAGCUGGGCUGCGACUGGGUCGCCGCGAUUUUCUCCCGAGACAUACGCUUUGUGAAUCACGAGACUCUGCAAGUGAUCUAUCCUUACACACCCCAGAACGAUGAUGAACUCGAGCUGGUCCCAGGGGACUUCAUUUUCAUGUCACCAGUGGAACAAACCAGUACAAGUGAGGGCUGGAUUUAUGGCAUUUCCCUUGCAACUGGCUGCUCUGGGCUGCUGCCCGAAAAUUACAUCACGAAGGCGGAUGAAUGUGGGACCUGGGUGUUUCAUGGGUCUUACUCGAUUCUGAAUACUACAUCUUCCCCAUCCCUUCAAGCUUUCAGCGACGGAGCUCUGGAGAGAAGGCCGCAGGAAGACCAGGGGCCUGGGGACACGGGGCCACUCACCAUCAUCUGCCAGAACGUGCAGCCGCUGAGAAUAAGCAGUCAGCCAGGGCCUCAGAAGCGCUGCCUUUUUGUCUGCAGACACGGGGAAAGAAUGGAUGUCGUUUUUGGGAAGUACUGGUUGUCACAGUGCUUUGAUGCCAAAGGAAGGUACAUGCGUAGUAACCUGAAUAUGCCUCACAGCUUACCUCAAAGAAGCGGCGGUUUCAGGGAUUAUGAAAAAGACGCGCCCAUCACCGUGCUGGGCUGCAUGCAGGCAAGGCUUGUUGGUGAAGCCUUGCUAGAAACUAAUACCAUUGUAGACUACAUCUACAGCUCCCCGUCCCUCCGGUGUGUGCAGACAGCACACAACAUCUUGAAAGGUAUGCAACAAGAGAACAACCUGAAAAUUCGAAUAGAGCCGGGCUUGUUUGAAUGGACCAAGUGGGUCUCUGGGAACACACUACCUGCUUGGAUACCCCCCAUGGACUUAGCUGCAGCUACUCUAAGCGUUGAUACAACCUACAGACCUCAUAUUCCCGUCAGCAAGUUGGUGGUUUCUGAAUCUUAUGAUACGUACAUAAGUAGAAGCUACCAAGUAACAAAAGAAAUCAUCAGUGAAUGUAAAGGCAAAGGGAAUAACAUCCUGAUAGUGGCACACGCGUCCUCCCUGGAGGCCUGUACCUGCCAGCUCCAAGGGCUCUCGCCGCAGAACUCCAAGGACUUUGUACAGAUGGUCCGAAAGAUUCCCUACUUGGGGUUUUGUUCAUGCGAAGAACUAGGGGAUACAGGUGUUUGGCAGCUUACAGACCCCCCCAUCCUCCCUCUCACACAUGGACCAACUGGAGGCUUUAACUGGAGAGAAACCUUACUACAGGAAUAGGAAAACCCACGGCCUUUCUAAGCGUCGGAGAAUGUCUCUUCGUUCUUGUGUUUAUUGACAGUGGAGUAGUCCUACCAUGUUACGUGGAUCACACAAACAGCUCGUCUAGCAUAUCUCUUACACGGCCAGAGUCACGCAAAAAUGCUCGUAUACAACUAGGCAAAUGCAAAAGGGACUGAUUUGGAGAAAAAAAUAUUAAAAUAUAGGUUGAACCUCUUGCACUGCAGGGAAUCUCUGUUCAGUGAGUUGCUCGGGUAAGUUUUCCCACCUUGAAUGGAGCUCUGUUAACACCAGUACCAUGUACUGCCUUCUGCACCCUGCUAGUAACAACUAGCACUGUGUGAAAGGCGAGCAUUCAGGAUGUGUUUGGGUUUUUUUUCGUUGCUAUUUUUUGCAAAGCAUUAGCAGGCUUGCUCAGGACCACGUGUUGACACCCUCCUCGCUCACAACCCCCAAGUUCUCAGCACCGUUCACAAAGCCUACCACCACCAGCUGGAAAUGAGAGGUCAGCGUUGCCUCUGCAGGCAGCAUCAGAUUGUUUCUCUCCUCUGUCUCGGCCCUGGGCUAGGUGUGUGCAUACUGUGGAUGCAAAGAUUGACACUGAUCUGCAGCAGAAGAAAGAUCUGAAUUUCACAUCACUUACAGAUGAAGCUUGCACAUCAAAAGCCAGCACCGUUGUGAACAAUGACCGGGAGCUGUUGCUCUUAAGUGGAGAUGAAAUAAGCCUGUUCCAAUCAAACCUGGAGGAUGUAGAAAGGCUGUUUUGUUUUUUAUUCCCCUUUUAUUUAAAUUAUUGAAAUCCACUCUUGUGCACAGACCCAGCCUAAAGUGUCUGUGUCACUUAUAUCCCCUGAAAAAGGGCUUUGCCUUUUCUGCCGGGUUCUUGUGCUGGUCAUUUGCACAGUGGUGGUUUUCUGCUCCUCCUGAGGUUUUCUGUCAGCCCUGAUAAGGUUCUGCAGCAGGCAGCUUUCUUAAGUGGGUAAUGCUAAAGUCAAAAAGGCGGCACUGAAAUUCGGCCUUGGCUGCAAGCUUGCCUUCCUUUCGUUAACUCCUAAGUGCCAUCUGUCGUAAAGACAAAGCAGAGCUGAAAAAACAGUACACUGAAAUUUAGGAGCAGCGUGCUUUGUCCUAUUAAGAUGCUAUUUAUCCAGUUUCUUUAUCCAGGUUUCUUUUAAACAAUAUUACCUUAAGUCUUCUGUCCUGAAUCAAAAAUUUCCUGCAGACAUUUGUAUGGCUAACUUUAAGAAGGUACUCGAAAAUGUGUGUAAAUGGGGUAAAAAAGGAUUUGGGCAUACUCCUUUCUUGGCUUGGAGCAUAAUUCUGAAUAUUCCCAAAAUAACAUCAAAGGCAGUUCAGAAAAGAUUCUGGCAUCCUAGAGUUCCCCUCUUCUGUCCAUGUUUCCUCCUGCAGCAAGCGUUAGUAUCCUUAUUUAAAGUGUUUGUAUGGCACAGGGGUUUAUACCAGCCAGCUUUGGCAAAAGCAUAUUAGUCAUAGACAGAUCAAAGUUUGUUUUUGGGUGAGUUUCUUUUACCCCAUCAAGCCUUUGGCAGGACUGGCCUUACCUUCAGUUGGAAAAGAUGGGGCUGCACAUUCAGUAGGCAGAACAAGCAAGGAGCCAUAAACUGCAACCCCUCGUUCCUAAAUAAAGUCAAAGCCCCUGCAGCUGGGAUGUAAGGGGAUCCCUUAAGAGAUCCCUUAACAGGAUGUAGCUGAGCUCUGUCGCUGCUUUAACAAGUCAAUCUUGGGCUUGCCAGGGCAAGUAUAGAAAACACUGUACAGAUUUUGAGUCAGGAGAGAGCUCAUCCUGUGCAAUAUGGUCACGAUCCAUGCCAGUAGUCCGUUAUUUAUACAUUUAUGACUAUGUGAUGCUCAGUAGGCCACUCAUAAGUGCAUUAUGAUUCCAGGGAUGUAUCCUAAAAAGUCAGGGAGAUAACUUAUGAGAUGACAGAAGGAAACUGCUCCGGUGCAGUUACACUGCUGUCACUUUAGUUCUUAAACUAUAAUUUAAACUAUUCUUGGCUGUGUACAGGCAUUGUGAAGAGCACUUCUGGCUUGUUUUCCUCCUUGCUUACUCACUGCACAUUUGCAAAGAGUUUCUUUAAAACUAACUAGGUGACAAUCACACAAAAACUGAUUUGGUUACUGAUACAGGUGUGAUUCUCCAGGUGGGGUUUUGUUUCAUGCUAUGGGUCAGCAAGAUGUGAGUAGGGAUGCCAAAUAUCACCUAUACAAAACAGUACAGGCUACUUAGGUCCUAUUGCAGAUAAGCCACAUUACAAAGAACUUAUUUUGACAGAAGCAUGAAACAGAGAGGGAACAAAAGCUGAAGGCACAAUCUGAAUAUUGUACUAGCAGAUCUUUGCAUAUAAUGAGUAAUACAAAAAAAAAGUACUCUGUUUUAGAAGGUAGAAUGUGUUAAAAUACUCUCUUCUUAAAAAUAUAUAUUUUUGGAUGCUUGGGAAAGUAUUUUGACAAUUGUAGUCUUACCUGCCAUUAGAUUUUUCAGGUGUCAAAAGUCUCAGAAAGAAAAUUUUAUUUUCUUCCAGCAUUUGGAUUUCUCCUAGGUGUUUUGUGUUAAGUGUUCUCAUGUUGCUAGGGCUAACUGGGGGGGGAAAAAGUAAGAAACAUGUUCCUUUUCAAUUUUUAAUUAAGAUGUUAAGAAUACAAAACAGUUGCUGCUUCACUUCCACUCCGCUGCUGCUCAUUAAUGUAUAUUUAACAUCGCUUCAGGGUUUUGUCCCAGAAAAACGUUAGGCUUGAUCUGCCUGAAGUGGGUGCAAGUCUUCUUACCAUAACUGUGAGCUGCUUCGGAUCCUAAGAGUUCAACUAGGGUGUAGAAGGCAAACAGCAGUUCCUAGAUUUGUCCUCUUUUCCCAAUUAAGGAAUAAAGCUGAAAACCUGCCAAGAAUAAACUGUUCUUCCAGUAUUUCCAUCAACUGUAACUUAAAAGGUUGGACUAGAAAAAGACAUGGAUCAAACUCUAGCACAGCAAUUGCUGAUGGGAUGGCACUCAGCAGCCAGAGGGGCAGAACUGGCACAUUUGACCAAGCUCAGAUUUGACCAAGUCUUUGCAAAGGGCCUGUACCCCUGGACUUGAUAUCUCCCUGUGCUGAAGUAGCUGGGGGGAGACCGCAGCUCGUCCCACCCCUGUUGACUCGAGCUCUGCUAUGGAUAACUUUCUAGCUUAAUACAGAUCCCAGGUCUAGAGUUUCAUGAACUUACCUUACAUUUUGUGCAGUGGUAGCUACAGCUAAAUGCUUAAAUAGUCUGAGCACGGGGCCAGGUCCUCAGCAAGUGUAAAUUGCCCCUGUAUACUCAAAUCAACAGAGCUUUGCCUCUUUACAUAAACUGAGGAUGCAGGUCAUAACUUCAGAGGGAAAAAAAAGAAUCAUUUCCCUUUUCACUCAGUCUGAACAGUGUCAGAAAGAACAGGCAGCUGAUGUUAAGAGCCUCCUUUCUUCCUAUUGUUAGCUUCUAGUAUCAAUGUUACUCUGAAAAUGACGAUUUACAUCACCAGACAAGCAGUUGUUUAAAUAAUUCUGCAGGAAUUGUUCUUUGUGAAGGCAAUGAGAGGUAAUUCUGCAAAACGAAGAGGCUACAAGAGAUGCUAGAACGCUACUGCUCAGUGUAGUAUUUUGUAUCCACAGCCUUGAGUCCCUGGGGUAACAAUAUCCUAAGGACUUUGGCGUUGUAACCGUUCCCUGUGUGCUCACCACAGCUCUUGGGGAGAAGAGGUCAGAGGACGGGGAAGGGGCUGCCUGGGACGCUGUGACACACUCAGCCUUCCCACUUAGCUGCUGAACUGGGAACAAGGGGUUGGAGACUUCUCCCUCUGGGUCCUCAAGAACGCCUGACCCAGAGCCCAGGGACACAAACAGGAAGAUUUCUCCUAAUUUCCCCAGGCUUGGGAUGAAGCCCCACAAAUCCUGGUCCUACCAGAGGCUCCCACCCCUCACCUGCCUUUGGCUUCACAAGGAAUACAGGGGAGCCGGACAUCAAUUUGGGGUUGAGCCCUCCCAGUCCUGAUCUGAGCAAUGCAUAAGAGUGGGGUGAGAGUCUGAUUAUAUUCAUGAUCAUUUCAAAAAGAGCAAUGCUAAAUAGCUGAGUUAGGCCAUAAUUAGAUAAAUCUCAUUAAAACCCAGAGCUGGAAAUUUGUUUGCAAUGCUUCACAACUUAAAGUGCGUUGAAAUUCCAUAAGAAAUGUAUUGUUUAGAAAGGAAAGUUUAAUAGUUAAACCACAGAAGUGCUUAAAUAUAGGGGAAAUUAUUUGAACUUCAAAAAUAGAUGUGCAGAGAUGGUGGGAGCAAACAUGCUUAAAACGGUGAAUGAAUUAAAAAAAAUUAGGUGUGAUUGGUUGCAUCACUAAAUUGUUAUCUAGUUCUCACCACUUCCUCAAAAAUUCAUUCCCUGGGGAAUAUCCAGGAACCAUACACACAACAUCACAAAAUACACAGCCAGUUCCUUUCUAUUUCUUCCUAUUGAAAUGUAUUUUCUGAAGUUUCUCUCUGUGGACAGUUCUUAAAACUUGAUGUUAUCAGUGCAUACUUUUUUUUUCCAUUUUAAACCUAUUGUAUCAUUCUGUUUAUUAUGUUUUUUAGUGUGAGCAGAUUGUAUUUAUUUGAGAAAAAUGUUUGCUGUUAAAAAAACAAUAAUUGUAUUGCCAAAAAUAGCUGUAAUUACCUGUGACAUCUGUAUUUUUUUUUUAUUUUGAGGGGUUGGUUGUUUUUAAUCUCACCUUCAAGUGCUAACAACUGUUAAAACAACCACUGCGUUUUAAUUUGCUUAUUACAUUAAAUGGAUUUCUCUGAAGUCAGACAAAAAUGCCUCAUAGAUGAUUUAAUAAAGAUGUCAUGCUCCCAUGCCUGGC